Harpegnathos saltator (Jerdon's jumping ant) is the source of this 432-nucleotide messenger RNA. Its product is annotated as rho-related protein racO-like. The transcript has a single exon. The coding region runs from base 1 to 432 and encodes 143 amino acids. Lineage: Eukaryota; Metazoa; Arthropoda; Insecta; Hymenoptera; Formicidae. The record is from RefSeq and is a predicted model, not a curated record.
AUGUAUAACGCACAAAACAAAAAACUUGUUUCGAAACGCCAUGCUAGACGAAUUAUUGCGAAUAAUAUUGCAAUAGAUAUCGCAGGAUCCUCUGGAUUUGAUUUAAAUGAAAGUAGUGUCAACACGUCUAAUGUGUCUGUUGAUUUAGAUUUACAUGGUGAUAAAAAAGAUGUUGCGGAAGUUAUUUGGAAUGCAUAUGCUACUAAUACAAAUAUUCCAACAUCUUCAGUAUAUGAUAGUAGAUCUCAAGAUAACAAUAUCCAAGUAAACAGUAAUGAGUAUCAUAACUCUAUUAUAAAGAAAAUAAACAAUACUGAUGAUAAUGAUGAUCAUAAUGAUAAUAAUCACUUAAGAAACGCUUUAGCUACAUGGGCUAUAUCGAAUAAUAUUACUCAUAAUGCAUGCAAUGCAUUGUUAAAACUGCAUUGUUAA